AUGGCUCAAUCGAGCUCUGCGGAAGGAAUUACAGAUUUAAGCCGUUUUACUUCAUCAGGAAGGCUAUUCCAGAUUUGUGAACCCAUAAAUGAGAUUGAAGUUUUGCCAUGUUCUGUCCUCACCAUUGCCCAAACUACUGAUCGCACUGCACAGUUCGAAGCCCUAUGUGACAGAUACAGGCAGGUGGUUGACACGUGUGAAGAAGAUCUAAGAGGACGCCUUACCCUUACUGAACAGGAAUUGUUUGAUGGAGCUGAGAAUAAUAUGGUGUGUUUGGUAGAGGAAGGAGAGCAGAAUAGCGCUUAUGCCUGUGAAAUCUUGGAAAAAAUUUGCCUUGAAGUUGUCGACUGUUCAUCUACAGCUCGUUUCAGACGUUCUUCGUCUGUUUCUGCCGAAUCGUCAUCCGUUGAAUCUAGUGAAACAGACUGA
This is a messenger RNA of Lytechinus pictus (painted urchin), 429 nucleotides long. RefSeq lists its product as uncharacterized. The coding region runs from base 1 to 429 and encodes 142 amino acids. The transcript has 4 exons. The record is from RefSeq and is a predicted model, not a curated record. NCBI's taxonomy places the organism in Eukaryota, Metazoa, Echinodermata, Echinoidea, Temnopleuroida, Toxopneustidae.